Molecule: messenger RNA, 4058 nt
Organism: Metopolophium dirhodum (rose-grain aphid)
Lineage: Eukaryota; Metazoa; Arthropoda; Insecta; Hemiptera; Aphididae
Exons: 2
Coding region: 286-936 (216 amino acids)
Source: RefSeq, a predicted model, not a curated record
AUUAAAAUUUAUAAAUUAUAACAAUUUGGUGACUUUAACAUCAAUUUUAAUGAUAAGAAAUCGGAAAACUUUUAAAACUUUCCUUAUGGACACAUUAAAUUUACAUAUGAUAAACAAUCCGGCAGAAUCUACAACGAGAGAUGACACCACUGCACUAUCGAUGCAGUAUUUUCAAGAUAUUUGGAAAUAAUUACAUCACAAACAUACCUAUCAUAUUUCAGUUAUCACAGUAUUAGAUACUUGUUCCAUACUAUACCGAAAAAAAAACACUGUAAAUAAAAUAACAUGGCCACGACGGAGAUCGAUGUAGACGCAAUCCUGAGAAAGAUGAUUAACAAGAUUAUUGAAGAAUUUACCGUCGACAAGGUAAACGAAACGCAGCAUUUCGACAACGAAAGUCAAGAGCACAUCGACGAAGAGCAAGUUCCAGAGGACAUCUACGACAUGAAAGACUCAGCUUUAGAUGACGUCGUGAGCACCCUUUUGGGUGAGAUAGUCGAAGCUGUGUGCGACAAAGUCGACGAAGGGCAGCACUUCGACGACGACACAAAUCAAGAGGGUGUUGAAAACGAGAACAAUCGAGAGCAUAUCGACGAAAAGGAAGUUUUAGAGGACAUCAACGACAAAGAAGACCCAGAUGACGUCGUGAACACCCUUUUGGGUGAGAUUGUCGAAGCUGUCUGCAACGAAGACUCAUUGGAGGCUAUGGCCGGCGGAGACGCAGAGGCAGUUUCAGUUUCGGAACAGAUAGUAGAGACACCGGCCGAGGGAGAGAGGGACGGAGAUGGACUGGCCAGGAUAAUUGAAUUCGAAGCACCAAAACCAGCAGACCCCACACCUCCACGUGGACGCGCCAGGCGAAUAAUGGCCACCACGUGGAAGGGAGUGAGGCGGGUCACACGCCUGAUGCUGUGCGGAUGCUUCCGAGGAGAGUGAAGCCGCAGUCCACCCCUCCCUCCUCCUCGGGCCGAGGAACACCAGACAAGACGGCGGCGACAUGGGGGAUUGGUACGUGACAGAGCACUUUACGGUGUACGGCGGUAAGUCACCCUGUACGUUUUCCGGCCACCCGCGGAAAGACGAGGUCGUGUGGUCGAUGGCGUCGUGAGCUCGCGGUUGCCGACACGCGAGACCAUCUGUGGCUGCUCGGCGAUGGCCCAGCAACGGAGGUCGUGAGAGGAGCGACGGACGGACGACGACGACGACGAUAUUCGACGGCUAGCUAGACCAGCGUGGGCAACGAUACCGCCCCGACGGUACCUCGACGACGGCUGCAGCUUGCACGAAGGCGACUCGUGACGGCGGCGGCGGAUAUCUCAGAACACGAUGGGUGAGCGAUAGAGCUAAGGUAAGCUAUGGGAACACGGACGUCGCUGCAUCGCCUGAUCCACAGAAGCUGAUCAAGUUUCAGGGUUCGGCGGUGCGCGACUCCACGGCGGAGGGGCCAUCGGCGCGGCAGACACUGUGCCGACGGGACCCCAGGACGAAAAUCACGGAGAGGAUCAGGACCGCGCUGCGUUGUGGUGCGGUCCGCGGAUUCUCUCCCCUUUUCGGCCUGCGGUCAUCCCGUCGGCCGAGUCUCGGGGGACUCCAGGACGAAAAUUACGGAGAGGAUCAGGACCAUGGUGCGUUGUGGCGUGGUCCGACGAUUCUCUCCCCUUUUCGUCCAGUGGUAAUUCCGCCGGCCUAGCCGCGCCUCCGGUCGCCGCUGAUUCCACAGCACCAAAUAGCUGUCUUCGCUCGCUCAGUGCUUUGGUGUCUCCGUCGUCACCGUCACAACAGUCGUCUUCAGCACCUGCGCAUCGUCGACGCGCAUGACAUCGCGCACUAGCCGCUCGUCGUCAAUCGUCGUCCAAUGUCGCUCCCGCGGCCUUCGCAGUCGGGUCUAACCCGCUGUCACGAUGGUCGUCACCCGCGAGCAAACGCGCCAGAGAUCACACUCGUCCGCCUUAGGGACCGGCCGCGAAAACGUAUGGAGGUGACCAGUGGCCUUUGCAUUUGCACGCACCUCGCCAUCACGUAUCAAUCCCCCUGCUUUUGUGUCUUGUCUGGUGUUUUUUUUUUUUUUUUAUAUUAUCAUUUUUUUUAUGUUCAAAAUUGUUAAAUUUUCUGACCAUUUUGCGUCAAACCUUAUCUUUCGGCUCACAAAACACAAAUUUUUUUUGUUUAUAUAUUACUAUUAAUUCAGACCAUUUUGCGUCAAACCACUUAUCCUUUGGCUCACCAGACAUAAGUUUUUUUUAUAUAAUAUGUCAUCAUUAUUCAGACCAUUUUGUGUAAAACUUCUUUCGGCUUAAAAAAAAUAAAAAUUAUGUGGUUAAAAUAUUGUUUCUUUUUUCAUAUUAAUAGUGUAUUUGUAUUUUUAUUUAUUUCAACAGAAUAAUAGAUAGAAUAAAAGGUACUGCUAGUAUUUAAGAUUAUAGAAUAAUAUUCUAUAUUAUUCAAGAGUGUAUCACCUGAGUCAUAAUAAUGGUUGUGUUAAAUUUUAAUUCAAUGAUAAAUCGUUAGGUACGUCAUAUGAAAAACGAAUCAAAGCAAAAACGGUGUGUCAUCCUACAUUACUAAGUGACUACACAUUUUUUAUGAUAUUGUUGCUAUUAAAGAAAUUAAUUUUUCUAUUAUUAAUACACUAAUACAAUAGGUUAAAUUAACUUUUGCCGAAAAUAUUGCAAUUUAAAAUGUAUUUGUGUGUACUGUGUACUGUGUACAGUGCAUAAAAUAUAAUUAAUAUACUUUCAAGUUCCCACGAAUAAUAAUUUUAAAUUAUAACAAAAUAACUAAAAUUGUUAUUAUUUGUUUAAAUAUGAACUUUAAAUAUCAGUUAAAUAGAACUGUGUUCAUGUAUUUUUUGGUUACAGCAUGAACUAUACUCAUGAGAAACCUUGUUUUAAAUUUUCAAUCCUUAUACCUAUAAAAAUUGAACAUUUUAUACAUUUUUAACCAUAUUAUAAUGACUAAUAAUUUUUCGGACUUUCAUGAAUUUUAUCAAAAUUUGAACUUUAUAUAAAAAUCGAGCUCAUGUAUCUUUAAUUUUGUUGAACUUCUAUUAGGUAUAAUAAUUUAUGAUGACAUUUAUAUCAUAAUAGUUUUGAAAAAAAUGUAUGAUUGUAGCUCAAAAAGAGUAUACAUUUUAUGAUGUAUGGACUGUGGAGUAUGGUUAUAUAAAUAUUUGACCAUAAUUUAAAGUAAUUACGGUUAUUUGUUUUUGAGUUACAUCAAAAAAACUACAUCAAUUUUGUCGAAAACUGGUUUUGAGUAAAAAUUCUUUUUUUUCUUAAAUUUUCUUUUUUUCAAGAUGUUUUUAAUAACUCCUGAGAAUUUUCGAUUUUGACUUCUUAACACUACCAACUAGAUUUCAUUUGCGACUAGAAACCACCUUUCAAAGUUGAAAAUCAACGCAAUAUUUCACUACCUAUUUCUCGUGUACACAGAAUUUUUUUUGCAUGAUAUAAUUAUUAUAAUCAUUCAUUUUUUUAAUCUAAAAAUUAUAGAAAAAUUUUGAUUAGAACAAAAUUUAGUUACAUAAUAAUAUGUAGAUAAUAAUAUUGGUUAUUAUAAUUACAUUAGUCAUUACCUAUUGUUCUUUCUUUCUAUUAUACCUACUCACUGUAUGGUAACGUUAUAAUAUAAACGUCAUAACUCAUAUUGCUACAUGAAUUAAACUGAAACGAUUUAAUUGAAGUGUCACCGAUGCGUGACUUCUUUUUUGAUCUUUUCUGUUCACUAUUCGUGAUUCGUGUUAAACUUUAAAUGUCUCGACGUGUUUGUCCCCAAAUGCAAUAGGUACUGUCUGUCUGUUUUAAUGUACAUAAUAUAUUAUUAUAGAUACAUUAUACACGCCUCUAUAUCCGCCUAAAGCUACGGCACUGAUAAGCCGUACCUAUAGUAUUAUUAUUACCUGAAUAGUUUAGAAAAGCGUUGUGGAUUGACACAAAAUGUUGAUAUACUAUUCCACAUUUCCACCCUGUUUUUACAUGAUGGGUCGGACAUUAAAAAAUAUGCGAUAUAAUAAUAUAUUAAAAUAUAUAACAUAUAUAUACUUAUUAUAUACCUAUUUA